Molecule: messenger RNA, 1168 nt
Organism: Austrofundulus limnaeus
Lineage: Eukaryota; Metazoa; Chordata; Actinopteri; Cyprinodontiformes; Rivulidae
Gene: slc2a4rg
Product: SLC2A4 regulator
Biological process (GO): regulation of transcription by RNA polymerase II
Cellular component (GO): nucleus
Molecular function (GO): RNA polymerase II cis-regulatory region sequence-specific DNA binding; DNA-binding transcription factor activity
Source: RefSeq, a predicted model, not a curated record
AAGAGGCAAAACAAUCUUUUAUCUUCCGAACCGGGCGGCUUCUUGGAUAUCCUGGGUCUCGGUGGUGGGAAACUUUUACAUGUAGACUAGCAUAGAAGUUAUCAAACAGGCAGGUUUUGUUAAACUGCGACAAUCCCGAUAAAUGUAUCAAACUCCUUUAACUUGCACUAAAAUCUACCGAAAGCCGAUUUUCCUUCUUUAGUCUCCACGCGCCCCGACUAAAUAUGGAGUCCAAAUAUAUCUUCGAGAAGUCGUCGAUUGGGACGAGCGUCGGUGUGGCGGAUUUCAGCUACCGGACAGGCCGCUCUGUGCUUCUCGACAGCCGGGUCCCCGUCGCGGUGGAGAAAAACAGCUCGGUGCUGCCGGCGUACACGCAGGCCCCCGUCUUCUACAAACUCGUAAUGGACGGCGGCUCGACGGCGGAGGUUAAAAGCGAGCGAACUUCGUCCAGCGGCAGGGGGAACGGUCGAAUAUUUCCGGACGUGGAAAAAGCUGGCCUUGGGGACCAAAAAGACACUGGUUCCUGUGGGAUCUUGAAGAGAACCAGUCCUACUCCGUGUCCUGGUGUGACCAGGUCGUUGCCAGGCAGCUUCUUGAAUUUGGACAUCAGAAACCCAGGGAAACAGGCAGAGCUGGCCAGCAGCUUCAGGGCAGCACAAGGACAGAAUGUACCACAGGCAGAAAGACAAGCCCUCUCCUCCUCCCACAUCCCCGUCCCCAGAAACAGGAACCCUUCAGGUCAUGCUGAUAAGGAAGUGAUGGCUGCCACCGUCUUGACCUCGCUGUCCACGUCCCCUUUGGUGCUCAACCCUUCCUCUGCACCCCCAGUCCCGGAGCCGGCCAGCAAGACCUGGAAAGAGGUGCUUUCUGCAAGUUACAGCAGUUCAACGAGUGGCAACUGGAGCUGGGAUGCCAGUGACCAAUCGGUGCCCUCCACACCGUCCCCGCCGCUUUCCAACGAUGCCAGCAAGAAUUUCCUGCUCUCGUCCCAGGGUGAUGAUGUCAGCGAGGAUGUCACAGAAAGCACACACUUCAUGUUUGAGGACCCCAUACCCCGGAAACGGAAGAACUCCAUGAAGGUGAUGUUUAAGUGCUUGUGGAAGAAUUGUGAAAAAGUCCUCAGCACCUCCUCAGGGAUCCAGCGACAUAUCCGCACCGUCCACCUGGG